Messenger RNA from Plenodomus lingam JN3, 648 nucleotides. NCBI's taxonomy places the organism in Eukaryota, Fungi, Ascomycota, Dothideomycetes, Pleosporales, Leptosphaeriaceae. The record is from RefSeq and is a predicted model, not a curated record.
AUGAGGGUGAGGCGUUCAAGGAAAUAUGGCAUUAAACAUUACGACAUUGAUUGCUUACUACAGCUUUGUAACAUUACAAAAAAUGCGAUAGCGGCUUCUGGCGACGUCUCAGCUAUCGUAGCAGAUUUUAUGAACUCUCUAAAGGGGGGCAACAUGAGCGGCGGAUCGCAGUCCCAUUCGCAAGGGGAGCCGUUCACGACGCUGCUUGACCUCCUCUGGCCCUCUCAUACACUUCCUACGGUCAGGCAGGGAUCCGAGACGCUCAUCGAUGCGCUGUGUGCCCAGUUACCCACAACACCGUUUCUCCUCGAAGCUGAUGUAGAGGAUGUUGAUCAGAUCGACCCAAACUCCGAGACCGCCCAACUGGCAAUACAAACACUAGAUCAAGAAGAUAAGAUCAACGUGCUAGAGCGCAUUCUUCGUGCCCCACAAUUGCGAGCUGCGCUUGGAAGCUUGACCGAGGCAUUGAAAACGGGAGCGUUGCCUACUGUCAGCCAGGCCUUGAAGAUUGACGUUGAGAAUGGUGGGUACAUGAGGGGUGGCGCAAUGCCAUUGGGCGGUGAAGAUGCAGUCAAGGCGUUCCUGGAGGGCGUAAAGAAGACAGUGGAGAAGGAAAUCAAGGGCGAAGAUGGCAUGGACACAGACUGA